UAAAAAGCUUGACACAAAAAUAGUGUCAAAAAUUAAUUGUUAUUUUUUUUGUCUAGUAUGACAGGCGUCGAGGAUUAAAUUCACUGUUAAUUACUAUGACUUUUAAUGAAAAAAUAUAAAAUCAAAAGUAAAACUUGAGAAGCAUGUCUCUAUUGAAUCUGGUGUUAACCGUCUGCCCACUACUUACGUUCACAAUUAAUGGAUUAGUUUUGUUUUUUGAUAAUUGAACAUUUUUGAAGUGCAUGGAGGUUUGAGUUUUUGAAAUUUACAGUGCGUGCCGUGAUUAUGAAUGUGUAAAUAAAGCAAGGUUCAAUGAUGACUUCUGCAUCUUCGGAUAUGAGCCUAAUGGAUCUCCUUAUUGAGAGAGAUAACUCUCUUUUAAAGGGUGAAGUUAAGGACGAAUCGUACAACGACGAUAAUAUUGUGAACGAGGAAUGGAUUGCCACAACUGGCUACCAGGACGAUUUCUUGAAUUCAUUUCUAAAUGAUGAUCAAUUCAAUUUUAUGGACAAUGACACAAUCAGCGGUGACUUGGAGGCUGUACCUUCAUCAUCUUCCGACAGCGGUUUAUCAAGUGCAUUUAGUCUCUCCUGUGAGCAACAAUUAAGUCCACAUUUACCAAUGGAAGAAGAUCAAACAGGAAUGAUAAACUCAUGUCUCAACAGUCCACAAAAUACCGCGGAAUUUGAUUAUUUAGACAGUCCCAAUGAAUCUGUCGACGAUAGUGUCGGUAGUCCUGAUAGAUCUGUCGUCAGUUCUAAUUUCGGCUCUCCCAUUCCUCAAAUCACUGAAGAAAUGGAUUGUCAACAAACAUUUGUUACUCUCGUCAAUCCAGAAGCUAUGGAGGAAACAAGUUCCGAAACGAUUGUUGAACAAACUCCAGUUAUAAACUUUGAUUCAAAUGUAAAACAUAUUACGACAAACGAUAAUACUGUCAGCUUACGCAACAUUUCUUGCAAUGGAAAACGAAACAUCAAACAAUUAAUACGUGUCACACCGAUUGGAUCACGUAACUCAAGAUCUUUACUUUUGCCAUUGAAUUCAAGCGACAUUAAGGAAGUUCGAACAAUAAAAAUUAUCAAUGCUGUUCAAGCGAGAAAUCUCAAAGGUUUCAAAAUCAAUCAAGGAAACGUUCUCACAAAGAAUUUGCAAAUAAACUUCAAAAAAGAAGAUUUAAGCAACAAGACAGUCUCAGUUAACAAUGAAAUUACCGAAAGUGUUUCGCAAUAUCAGCCAUUGAAAUUAAACGCCGAAGAGAAGCGUUUACUGCAAAAGGAAGGCAUCACCUUGCCAACUCAUCAUCCUCUGACAAAAACCGAGGAACGUGAACUAAAGAGAAUCAGACGUAAGAUUCGUAAUAAGAUUUCUGCUCAGGAUUCACGUAAAAGAAAAAAGGAGUACGUUGAUGGAUUAGAAGAUCGCGUGAAACAGUGCACCGAAGAAAAUUUAACACUCAUAAAGCGCAUUAAAGUUCUUCAAUCACAAAAUCAGAGUCUAGCGGGACAAUUAAAAAGACUACAAACCCUCAUUCAGAAGGGAAACAAAAGUGCACAACCUGCAACUUGUCUUAUGGUAUUUUUGCUCUCUCUAGCACUUGUUGCCGUUCCAAAUUUGCGACCACAUUCUAAUGCUAACAGCAAUGAACUUGCCCAAGAGCAAAAACAACAAGAGAAAAUCACACCGCUAGCAGGUCGUUCGAGAAAUUUACUGUACACAAAACAAAUCAUGGAGAAAGAACUUCAGCAAUAUGGAGAAGAGCUACUCCAAGAAUUCGAGGGUCUAAUGGACCAUGAUUACAGCAAUAUUCAAGUGCCAAUGUACAGGAAAGAGCAUUACGACAAUAAACUGUCACAGAAAAAUAUAUUAUCGGAGGCGAUCGACGAAACAUUUGGUCCUGGGAACGAUAUAAAUUCGAAUCCAACUUUAAAAUACAUAGAACCACCAUUGGACGAUUAUAGGCCACCUCCCAAGCCAGGAGGAUUAUCGGAGGCAAAAAUAGCUAAUAAGCUGGAAGCACUUACAAAUGAGCUGAAAAUUAACAUUUCAGACACUGAAGGUAUACGAAGUGUAUUCGUAAAUGGACCACAGGUGUAGAAAUCGAAAUUGAAAUUGAAAUUUCAUUAAAAAAUCAGGUCCAAAAUUAAAAACGGACACUAUUGUCAAAAUUAAAUGUAAUUGCUUUCUCAGGGUUAUUUUUUUAAAAAUUGUUUUACAUAAUGUUGAAGAAUAUGGUUUUUAUUCAAAGUAUAUAAUAUAAAUAUAAAUAACCAUGUGAAAAUGCAAAUGACUGAAUACACUGGUAGACAAUUUUUUAAAACAUUUGAUAAUUAUCAUUUUAUGUUGUUCUUUUUGAUUUUUUAAAUUUGACUUUAGAUUCGUAAUUGAUGGUUCGAAAAAUCAAUUGAUGAGCGAAUCUGAUAUUUUUGAAAAAUUUAUAUAAUUAUUAUGUUUUAGACGAUUUUUAUUAGAAAUAGUAAGAGAUUUAAAAAGUUUUACCCAGGAAAAUCAUUUAAUGAUUCUGGACUCGACGCGGUACUCUGGUAAAAUUAUCAAUAUAGCAUUCUUAAAAAAAUAUUGAAAAUUUAUUUUUUAAUUCCGCAAUUGACUGAAAAUACUAGUGAAAUCAACCAUUUGGUUUUUUUUAUGGAAUGAUAUGCAUACUGUAAUGAAAUCUAUAAACUCGCAUUUUAUUGUCUUUUAACAAUACAAUAUCAAUGCGACUUUCUUAGUUUUCACUAUGCAAUAUUAGAAACCCUGAAAAAGGAAAUUGUACAAAAAUUUAAUGUAGUUAAUAGUUUUAUAAUCACGCUAAUGAUUGCCUGUAUAUGACUAAUUUUUGGCAUUCAAGCACUGAUUACUAAAUUACGGAAAUUUAAUUAGUCGAUAGUUAAUUAAUUUAAUUAAUUAAAAAUUCGUAUCUUUACACAUAAGUAUAAAUCAAUCUUAUACGACUUUUUACUAAUUAGCCGUAACUAUAUGUAUAUAUAUGUGUGGUUCAAAAUUCUCCAAGAAGUAACAUUCUUUUAAAGGUUAAAUUUUACGAAAAGAAAUAUUUUUUCUUUUUGCAUAAAGAUUCUGCAGUCAAAUAAGUUGUUUAAAAAAUAAGUACUUUUUUUGAUUUGCAACCUUGCUUUUCUUUUAAACAAAAUAUUUUUUCUAACGCCUUAAAACUAAUGUAGAAAAACUCACUGGUAUGUUUUAUAAAUAAAUGUACUUUAAACACAAAAAAAGUGACUUAGAGAAUUUUGAACCAUAUGCUUCCCAGUUGUUUAAUAUCUAAGAAUUUUGAUUGAUGAUUUUUUGAUCUCUGAAAAAAUGUAUUUCUAAAAGAAAUAAUCGAAAUAUUUUAAAUAGAAGCAUAUAAACAGGAUAAAAACGUUUUUUUAAAAAAAUUGUGAUUGAUAUGAAGAAAAACUGCAUGGUUUUACAAAUUAUGUGAAUUUCAUUUUUCUUAAGGUGAUUGCUUUUUUAUUUAAUUAAAACUAUAUAAACAUUUUUAGUUGAUCAUAUACAUCACGACAAAGCGACGCACUCUUUUUUUGCAUUAUAUAAGUGAAUAAAUAUUAAAUGUAAAAAAAUUUUCUAAUAUUUUGAAAAUAUUUUUUUAAGGAGUGGAGUUAAAAGACACGGGUCGGGAAUCGAAACUAAGAUUCAAACAUUGUCCGCAAAAUUUAUUUACUUAUAGGUACAGUUUUAAAUAAGAAAUUUACACAGUUACUUGAGGAGUUUAUGUUUAGUUGUUUAAAUUUUUGAUAAAGAAAUAGAGUUAUUAAAAUAUUUAUUUGAACUGCAGUGAUAAUUAGAGUGUGUCGUUUUGAUUUGGUCACAUAAAAAUAUAUACUUAAAUACAAAUAUAUAUUUUUUUGCGUACAAACCA
This is a messenger RNA of Leptopilina heterotoma, 3877 nucleotides long. RefSeq lists its product as uncharacterized. Bases 313 to 2094 code for a protein of 593 amino acids. The transcript has 6 exons. The record is from RefSeq and is a predicted model, not a curated record. NCBI's taxonomy places the organism in Eukaryota, Metazoa, Arthropoda, Insecta, Hymenoptera, Figitidae. Gene Ontology annotation, molecular function: DNA-binding transcription factor activity, RNA polymerase II-specific; RNA polymerase II cis-regulatory region sequence-specific DNA binding. Gene Ontology annotation, biological process: regulation of transcription by RNA polymerase II. Gene Ontology annotation, cellular component: nucleus.